AAUCCCUAAAACCCUAAACCCUCUUUUUACAUCACUCCCAUCAUCAUAUGAAUUCAUUUAAAUUUAAAUAUAAAUAAAUAAAAAUAAAAAAAGUAUGAUGAAAUCAUUAAUAUUUCCAACAACAAAAACAGCUGCAUCAAUAAUAAUCCCAAAUCUUAUUACAAAUACAUAUAAACCAUUAUCUUUAAUUCCCAAUUCUAUACCUUUUAAAAACCCUAAUUUUCUCAGAGGACUACAUUCUUUUAAAUCAUCAUCAUCUGUUUGUCGUUCUUCGCCGAAUAACACCGAUGAAACCGGACAAACCGGAGGCGAGGUUCAUGUAAUUGUGGGCCCUAUGUUUGCUGGAAAAACUACCACUUUGCUCCGCCGCAUUCAAUCCGAAAGCUCUAAUGGCAGGUUUGAUUAUCAAUGUGGUAAAAGAAUUCAUUCACAAAUGAUUAUAGCUGGUUUUGUUCCCAACGAGUAUCUGAAGAUCAAGUUGUUAAUAUUAUAUGCAAAAUCAGGAGAUCUUGUUACAGCUAAUAUGAUAUUCAAGAAUUUAGUCACACCAAACGUGAUUUCAUGGAAUGCCAUGAUUGCUGGGUAUGUGCAAAAAGGUCUUGAAGAAGCGGGAUUAAAUCUAUAUUAUAAAUUGAGACAAAAUGGCUUAACGCCAGAUCAGUUCACCUUUGCCUCGGUUUUUAGGGCCUGUGCCACCCUAGCAAUGUUAGAGCAGGGUAAGCGAGCCCAUGGUGUUCUAAUAAAGAACCAUAUAAAUGGCAAUGUUGUAGUUAACAGUGCUCUUAUUGAUAUGUAUUUCAAGUGUAGCUGUCCAUGUGAUGGGAAUUUAGUAUUUGAUAAGGCUUUGGAUAAAAAUGUUAUUACUUGGACCUCUUUGAUAUUGGGUUAUGGGCAAAAUGGAAAAGUCAAAGAGGUCUUGGAUGCUUUCCAUAGGAUGAUUAAUGAAGGAUUUAAGCCCAACAGUGUCACAUUUCUUGCAGUUCUUUUUGCUUGUAGCCAUGGAGGUUUGGUUGAAGAGGUGACACAUGACGGGGAAAAGCUACCAUGUUGGCCACUUGAAGCUUUAUCAUCAUUCAAAGAAAGAAUUGGUCUCGAAGCUUAUCACAAGCUAGAGGUAAUUGGAAUCGAUGAGGCCCAGUUUUUUGACGACCUGCAUGAUUUUUGCAUUAAAGCUGCUGACCAUGAUGGUAAAACUGUUAUUGUUGCUGGCUUGGAUGGCGACUAUCUAAGGAGGAGUUUUGGAGUGCUUGAUAUUAUACCAAUUGCAGAGUCUAUAACUAAGUUGAAGGCAAGAUGUGAGCUGUGUGGUAAGCCUGCUUCCUUUACCUUGAGAAAGACAGAGGAAACAGAGAGAGAACUGGUUGCUGGUGCAGACGUGUACAUGCCAGUUUGUAGAACACACUAUGCAAGUGGUCAAGUGGUCAAAGAGGCUGCAAGAACUGUUCUUGAGACACAGAAGAUUCGGUGUGGCUCAGGGUUAUAAAUCUUUGGAUCCCACUCUUUAAACAUCAAAACUGUUAAUUUGCAUUUGUACACUAGAAGCUAUUUACUCACACUUUGUAGGAUGUCUUACAUUGUUGUGUAACUAAUGGAGUUCAUAUUAGGAAUGAUGUUUAUGUGGUGUUUCAUUUGAAGCAUGCCACAUUGUUAGAAAUGUAGCCUGAUUUUCUA
Molecule: messenger RNA, 1671 nt
Organism: Erigeron canadensis
Lineage: Eukaryota; Viridiplantae; Streptophyta; Magnoliopsida; Asterales; Asteraceae
Product: thymidine kinase a-like
Exons: 5
Coding region: 95-1483 (462 amino acids)
Biological process (GO): thymidine metabolic process
Molecular function (GO): protein binding; ATP binding; thymidine kinase activity
Source: RefSeq, a predicted model, not a curated record